Messenger RNA from Camellia sinensis, 5625 nucleotides. Its product is annotated as SEC7-like guanine nucleotide exchange family protein. Gene Ontology annotation, biological process: regulation of ARF protein signal transduction. NCBI's taxonomy places the organism in Eukaryota, Viridiplantae, Streptophyta, Magnoliopsida, Ericales, Theaceae. The record is from RefSeq and is a predicted model, not a curated record. Gene Ontology annotation, molecular function: guanyl-nucleotide exchange factor activity. Gene Ontology annotation, cellular component: trans-Golgi network.
UAGUUCAGAUCAUCAACGAUAGAAACUGAUCACCAAAUGUAAAAAAGGGAAAAGGAUGACACUACUGCAUACGCAUUCGGCCUGAAUAGAGGAAGAAUCGACAACCACCGAUCACGCAUCUGUCGCCUCAGGCGAGCAAUUGCCCUACCUCCGACGCCGGAAAGUAGCCCCCUCUUUCUGUCUCUCUCUCUCUCGAUUCUGUUCUGUCUGCAAAUUAAUAUUACAUUCUUAUUUUUCGCCAACAACUUAGAUAUCUGAAUGUAUUGUUGUUUGUUCCCCAUGCUUUCAACUAGAGCUAGAUCUGAAAAUCCAAGCAUUAUUAUCACUAUUGUGAGCCUGAGCCUGAGCCUGAGCCUCCAACAGUGGUGGUAAUAAAGAAAAAGCGAGAGAGAGAGAGAUGUCAGGGGGUUCGCAAACCCUAGGGGGUCCUUCAAGGUGUGGGUGGGUUCUGGGGCCAUCACUGGACAAGAUCAUAAAGAACGUAGCAUGGAGAAAGCACUCCCAGCUGGUUGCUGCCUGCAAAUCAGCACUCGACAAGCUCGACACCCUCUCCGACUCCUCCUCAGAUCCAGCCUCCUGCUCCCCCUUGUACGGCUUCUCCAACUCCUCCGAUGCCGAUUUCGUCAUUCAACCUCUCAUCCUCGCCCUUGAUUCUGCCUCCCCCAAGGUUGUCGAGCCCGCCCUCGACUGCGUUUUCAGAUUGUUCUCCUUCGGCCUCAUUCGCUGCGAAAUCGACCGCCUCUCCUCCUCCUCUUCCUCUGAUGCUUCUUCUCUUAUUUCCCGCCUCGUCGAUUCUGUCUGCAAGUGCAGCGGUCUUGGAGAGGAGCCUAUCGAGCUCGGCGUCCUCAAAGUGCUGCUCUCUGCCGUCCGAUCUUCCUCUGUCCUUAUCAGGGGCGAUUGCCUCGUCCACAUUGUUAGGACCUGUUAUAAUGUCUAUCUUGGUGGCUUAAACGGGACCAAUCAGAUCUGUGCCAAGUCGGUUCUUGCGCAGAUGAUGGUUAUUGUUUUCACCAGGGUUGAGGAGGACUCCAUACUGGUUAAAUUCCGAACCGUUUCUGUUGCGGAGCUCUUGGAGUUUACUGAUAGGAACUUGAAUGAAGGGAGUUCAGUACAAUUUGCUCAGAACUUGGUUAAUGAGGUCGUGGAAGUAAGUGAAGGGAUUUCAGAUUCAAACCCAUCACCACGAAAUGGGAAUCUGCCCGAGUCAAGAGCGGAUGGAAAAGGUGAAUUGGGAAAUGGGGAGCCAAAUGAUGGAGCCGGUUCCAAUGGUGGCUCAGAGAUUAGGGAGGAUGGAUUUAUGCUUUUCAAAAAUCUGUGUAAAUUAUCAAUGAAGUUCUCAUCACAGGAGCACCCUGAUGAUCAUAUCCUUCUGAGGGGAAAAAUAUUGUCUCUUGAGCUGCUAAAGGUUAUCAUGGAUAAUGCGGGUCCAAUUUGGCGCACAAAUGAGAGGUUUCUCAAUGUUAUCAGGCAGUAUCUCUGCUUAUCAUUGUUAAAAAACAGUGCACUGUCAGUUAUGACUAUUUUCCAACUUCUUUGUUCUAUUUUCAAGAGCUUAUUGUCAAAAUUCAGAUCAGCGUUGAAAGCAGAAAUUGGAAUUUUCUUCCCCAUGCUCAUUUUGCGUGUGCUCGAGAAUGUGCUUCAGCCUAGUUUCUUACAGAAGAUGACUGUUCUCAAUUUGCUGGAGAAGAUCUCUCAGGAUUCACAGAUUGUCGUUGACAUUUUUGUCAAUUAUGACUGUGAUGUGGAUGCUCCAAACAUCUUUGAAAGGACUGUCAAUGGCCUUCUGAAAACUGCUCUAGGUCCGCCUCCUGGUUCAACUACCACUUUGUCUCCAGCCCAUGAUAUUACAUUUCGGCUUGAAUCAGUAAAGUGCUUGGUUAGAAUCAUCAAGUCAAUGGGAACAUGGAUGGACCAACAAUUGAGAAUAGGAGAUUUUUACCCGCCAAAAACCUCUGAUAGUGACACUCCAACAGAAAAUCAUACGACCUUUAGUGGAGAAGAAGGAAUCAUCCCCGACUAUGAGAUGCAUCCAGAAGUAAAUUCUGAAUUCUCAGACGCUGCUACCCUUGAGCAACGUCGGGCUUACAAAUUAGAGCUCCAGAAAGGUGUCUCACUGUUCAACAGAAAACCUUCCAAGGGAAUUGACUUUUUAGUAAGCACCAAAAAGAUUGGCAGUUCUCCUGAAGCAGUGGCUUCUUUUCUGAAGAAUGCUGCUGGCCUUAAUGAAACCAUGAUCGGUGACUAUUUGGGCGAAAGGGAGGAAUUUUCUUUAAAAGUGAUGCAUGCUUAUGUAGAUUCCUUUAACUUUGAAGGAAUAGAUUUUGGUGAAUCAAUUAGGUUCUUCCUAAGGGGCUUUAGGCUACCAGGAGAGGCGCAGAAAAUUGACCGCAUCAUGGAAAAAUUUGCUGAACGCUAUUGUAAAUGCAAUCCAAAUUCAUUUACAAGUGCAGACACUGCCUAUGUUCUUGCUUACUCUGUGAUAAUGCUCAACACGGAUGCCCAUAAUAACACGGUAAAGGAUAAGAUGACCAAGGCUGAUUUCAUCCGGAAUAACCGAGGGAUUGAUGAUGGCAAGGAUUUACCUGAGGAAUAUUUGGGUGCUAUCUAUGAUCAAAUUGUAAAAAAUGAGAUUAAGAUGAAUGCUGAUUCUUCUGCACCUCAGAGCAAGCAGGCAAACAGUCUCAAUAAACUAUUGGGCUUGGAUGGUAUACUCAAUCUAGUUUGGAAACAGACAGAAGAAAAACCAUUGGGUGCAAAUGGGGUUCUUAUUAGGCACAUUCAAGAGCAAUUUAAGGCACAAUCAGGAAAAUCAGAGUCUGUUUAUUAUGCUGUUGCAGAUGCGGCAAUAUUGAGGUUUAUGAUGGAGGUUUGCUGGGGUCCAAUGCUUGCUGCAUUCAGCAUGACACUGGACCGGAGUGAUGACAAGGCUGCUACUUCUCAAUGCUUACAGGGCUUCCGACAUGCUGUGCAUGUUACUGCAGUGAUGGGUAUGCAGACCCAGAGAGAUGCUUUUGUGACAACUGUUGCCAAGUUUACCUACCUCCACUGUGCUGCAGACAUGAAGCAAAAAAAUGUGGAUGCUGUCAAGGCAAUAAUAGCAAUUGCCAUUGAAGAUGGGAAUCAUCUUCAGGAAGCCUGGGAGCAUAUUUUAACAUGUCUUUCUCGAUUUGAGCAUCUACAACUACUAGGGGAGGGUGCACCAUCUGAUGCAUCCUUUUUUACGGUAUCUAAUGCUGAGGCUGAUGAAAAAUCGCUGAAGGCCACUGGUUUUCCAUCUUUAAAGAAAAAAGGAAGUCUCCAGAAUCCAGCUGUGGCAGCUGUUGUGCGAGGGGGUUCUUAUGACAGCACCUCUAUUGGAGUCAAUUCCUCAGGGCUGGUAACCCCAGAACAGAUUAAUAACUUCAUUUCAAACUUGAAUCUGCUUGAACAAAUUGGGAAUUUUGAGCUGAACCACAUAUUUGCUCAUAGCCAAAGGUUGAACAGUGAGGCAAUAGUAGCUUUUGUGAAGGCCCUUUGCAAAGUUUCCAUGUCGGAAUUGCAGUCUCCAACUGAUCCUCGUGUGUUCAGCCUCACGAAAAUAGUCGAAGUUGCGCAUUACAACAUGAACCGAAUCAGAUUGGUGUGGUCUCGUAUAUGGAGUGUUCUUUCAGAUUUCUUUGUGUCAGUUGGCUUGUCAGAAAAUCUCUCUGUUGCAAUUUUUGUCAUGGAUUCAUUGCGGCAACUUGCUGUGAAAUUCUUAGAGCGAGAGGAGUUGGCUAAUUACAAUUUCCAAAAUGAAUUUUUGAGACCAUUUGUCAUUGUCAUGCAGAAAAGCAACUCUGCCGAAAUCAGGGAACUAAUAGUUCGGUGUCUUUCACAGAUGGUCCUCAGCCGUGUCAGUAAUGUAAAAUCUGGCUGGAAGAGUGUUUUUAUGGUUUUCACAGCUGCAGCAGCUGAUGAAAGGAAGAAUAUAGUCUUGUUGGCCUUUGAAACUAUGGAAAAGAUAGUACGAGAAUAUUUCCCUUAUAUAACGGAGACUGAAACUUUGACCUUCACUGAUUGCGUUAGAUGUCUCAUUGCCUUCACAAAUAGUCGAUUUAACAGUGAUGUUAGCCUCAAUGCCAUUGCUUUUCUGCGAUACUGUGCUGUCAAACUUGCAGAUGGGGGACUUGUUUGUAAUGAGAAGAGCAAGUUUGAUGGUUCAUCCAUUCCAGUAGGAAAUGAGGACGCUUCAGAUGGACAGACAUUCUCAGAUAAAGAUGAUCAUGUAUCCUUUUGGGUUCCUUUGCUCACAGGUUUAUCAAGACUAACAUCAGAUCCAAGAUCAGCUGUCAGAAAGGGUGCUUUGGAAGUGCUCUUCAAUAUUUUGAAGGAUCAUGGUCUUCUUUUUUCACGUCCAUUUUGGAACAGUGUUUUCAACUCUGUAGUUUUCCCCAUGUUCAAUUUUGUGAAUGAAAAGAAAGAAACACAAUUCAAUGAUGACCAGUCUUCACCAUCUUCCAGAUCUCCUCAUCCUGAGGGAAGUAUGUGGGAUUCUGAAACUUCUACAGUGGCAGUUCAAUGUCUAGUAGACCUAUUUGUCAGGUUCUUCAAUGUGCUGCAGUCUCAACUACCUGGAGUGGUAUCAAUACUGGCCGGUUUCAUAAGAAGACCUGGUCAAGGUCCUGCGAGCACAGGGGUAGCUGCAUUAAUGCGUCUGGCAGGUGACUUGGGAGGCAGACUUUCAGAACAUGAAUGGGCAGACAUCUUUCUUGCUUUGAAAAAGGCAGUUUCUUCCUCGCUUCCAGGAUUUUUGAAGCUUGUGAGAACUAUGGAUAGCAUCGAGGUCCCAGACAUUGCUCAUUCUUAUAAUGAUCCAGAACUGUAUUCUAAUCAUGGAAUGACCAAUGAUGAUUCUGAAGAUGACGACCUACAAACAGCGGCAUAUGUUGUUUCAAGAAUGAAGAGUCAUAUAUCUGCACAGCUUCUCAUUAUACAGGUAAUCACUGAUUUGUUCAAGAUGCAUAACCAAUCGUUGUCAUUAGGCAACAUCAAGAUCCUUCUUGAUAUAUUCUCAACUAUUGCGUCUCAUGCCCACCAAUUGAAUUCUGAGACAACCCUUCAGCUGAAGCUGCAGAGAGCAUGCUCUAUCCUGGAGAUCUCUGAUCCACCCAUGGUUCACUUUGAAAAUGAAUCUUACCAGAAUUACCUCAAUUUCCUCCAUGAUUUACUUGUGAAUAAUCCAUAUGUGGCAGAGGGGAUGGACAUAGAAGCACUACUUGUGUCAGUUUGUGAAGAAGUUCUGCAGAUAUACCUGGACUGUUCUGGGUUGCGACCUGUCCAGAAGCAGAAACCAGUUGAGAAGCAGCAGGAGCUUCAUUGGAUUCUUCCCCUGAGUUCGGUGAAAAAGGAAGAGUUGGCUGCCAGGACUCCUCUUGUUGUGUUAGCAUUACGGGUUUUCAGUGAUUUUGAAAGUGAUUCUUUUAAGAGGUAUGUUCCGCAAUUAUUCCCCUUGUUGGUGGAUCUUGUCCGGAGUGAGCAUAGCUCAGGAGAAGUUCAGCGCGUUCUAAGCAACAUGUUCCAAUCAUGUAUAGGUCCAAUAAUAUUGAAAUAGUGAUUUUAUGAUUUGAAAGACGUAUAGUGCAUGCGUGCAUGCAUUCAUGCAAA